Molecule: messenger RNA, 750 nt
Organism: Alternaria alternata
Lineage: Eukaryota; Fungi; Ascomycota; Dothideomycetes; Pleosporales; Pleosporaceae
Exons: 1
Coding region: 34-285 (83 amino acids)
Source: RefSeq, a predicted model, not a curated record
GUACGCUGAUUUGCUGGAUGCUGUAGUAGGACAAUGUCCAAUAGCAUGCCCACGCUAUCUUACACCAAAUCAGCUUCACUGCAACUCAUAGUGUCUCUGCAACUCAUCUGUUAUACCUGGACAGCUAUGCCAGUAAACUGGUUUCGCAGGCCAAAUUUUCGUUCUUAUCGCUUGCAAGUGUCGGCUAUGAUCGCGUUCGGAGUUGACGAAGUCGCGUCCUUUCAGCUAGCAGUCAUAAUGCUGAGGUCGGGAACAUUCACUACAUUAGGCCUUGACGCCAUAUGAGGUCGCCUAGGUUAAGUCUACGAAAGCGUAUGAUGUAUGAGAGAAGAGAGGUAACGGUCAUAGGGUGGAUGCGUGAUGCGCUUGGCGAAGGGAACGGAUAGUAGGAAGGUUGAUGUCGCGCUCCAGGUGGCGCGGCGAAUAUAGGUACUUCCAUACGAGUGAGAGGCUCAUUAGACUUUGACGGGGAUUCACAAGGGCCGGAAAUUACACUCGAUCUCAGGUGCGGGGUAACGUCAGCGUUCGUCUCCUUCUGCUGCUGUGCCGCAUAUACAUCUCUCCUCUUGUAUGUCUGAUCGAGCACCAAGGUUCACCACCCCUCACUAUCGUUGGUCGUGUCUGCGCCAACGUGAUUUCGAUGAACACACAACAGGUCCAUACUGUUUCGAAAACCGCCAUAGGCAAGGCGCAAGCAGACCUGGAGGAGAUGCCAACUGAGCCUCUUCUUCCGCCACAGAUCAGCGGGUC